GGUCACAAGCUGAGGGAGGUAAUCAAUCAAUCAACCUUGUUAGCCUCCGGCUCAGGAGGAGCAAUUUGCUUCGUGGCCCUUAACGUGGCUUAAUUGAUUAUUAGUACAAAUUUAUGGGUUUCCAGCAGCGAUGGAAGACGACUGUGAUGAAGAUUUUGACUGUCCAAGCCUUCUGUGUGAAGAACUGGAGGACUUUGAAACAAAGAACGGCCGAGGGAUUAUUGGGAAGAGGAGGAGGGAUGGAGAAGGGGAAGUGUUUAAUCAGAGGGAGGAUGAAGAGCCAGGAGGGGAGACAGGGAGUGAAAAUAAGGAUGGGGAGGGGGAGGAUAAAGAAAAGCAAGUUGUCAUGUCAGAAGAGGAAGUGAUGGAGACAGAGGAAAAAGAGGAGGAGGAGGAGGAGGAGCAGGUGAAGCUAGAGAGUAGGCAGGUAGUGGACGAUGCACAGGAGGUACAGAUGGAAGAGAACAAGAUUAAGAACAAUGAGGAAACACUCGCUGCUAUACAAGAGGACAAAGACACAAAAGGUCUAGAAGAGAGCGAUGAGAAGAAAAAGAGUAGGAAGAGACGAGGUAAGAAGCAAAGUGAGCAUGUGAGAAACAGGAGAAGUUUAAAAGAUGUCAGUGAGAGGCUUGAGGAGGAAAAGAGCUGUAUGAUACAGGAGGUGACAGCGGUGAGCUCAGAGGACAGCUCAGCUCUGUCGGAGCCUCCCAUUGGACUGAUGAACAGCUGCGACCUGUCUGAUCCUGUCUAUCUGGGUUGUGGGGGGACUGGGCUGUACUGCCCGCCAGUUCCUGUUCCCCUGCUGUACUCCUCACAACCUCCAGUCCCGAUCCAGCCUGCACCUGCUCAGCCUCACGGGACGAAAAGGCCACACAGCCCCAUGCUUCCUCACAGUCUCCCCCAGCAGGGCCCACAGCCUCUUGAGAUGGAGAUAACCCAGGUCUACUCCACCCGGCGCUCCAUCCGAUACAGCACCAGGGGUCGAGGCCGCGCCCUGAGCUUCUCUCUACUGCCGGGGUUAGAGACUGUGGACAGCUGCCUGCUGCCACCUGCACCAAAGAAGAAAACACGAACACUCUACAGUACUGAUCAGUUAGAGCAUUUAGAGGCCUUGUUCCUGGAGGACCACUAUCCUGAUGCAGAGAAGAGGAAAAUCAUCGCUGCUGCAGUUGGUGUCACACCUCAAAGAAUUAUGGUCUGGUUUCAGAACCGCAGGGCAAAAUGGAGGAAAGUGGAGCGUUCCAUUACGGCAAAGGUUGAACACAGACAGAGUAGAGCUGGAUAUAACAGCAGCCCUAUACAUCAACCAAUUAACUCCACCCUACCCACACUGGCACCUAACAGUAAGGGAGCUCCCUCUUUUUCUGGUCACUUUGCCACCAAUGUGCCCCAGCUCACCUCCACAGCACCUUCUUUCCCCACCGUGUCCAACCAGACUGUGCCUUCCUACAGCAACCUGCUGACCAGCCUCAACAGCCCAGGCCAAUCCAGAGGGAGAGAUGGGGGCCAGCACCAGCUUUCAUCUCAGGGGGGGUUGGCAGAGUACCACCCACGCCCCAUGCACAGCCCUCCCCCACUGCGCCGAGCCAGUCUCCCCCUUUUCACAGCGACCUACAACCCUGCCAACCCAACUCCGCCUCUUCUCAACACCCUGGCUCACACCCCACCUCUGUUCCUGGAUGCUGUGGAGGCUGGCUCCUCCUUGGCCCAUCGUGACUCCCAGUCUCUGCAGACAGACACCAGUUCUUUGUUUGACUUUGGGGAGAAGCUCGACUAUCUGACUUCAAGCCAGCAGAACAACAACCUCCCCUAUCAGCUGCAGACCUCCUACCCCACCAGCCAGCCCCAGCAUCAACCUCAAGCAUCUCUGCCCCGCAUGGCAUACCUCACCCCCUCCCCCUACCUCACCCCAAACCCCCCAGAUUCUAACCCUACAUCUUACCUGACCUUUGGACCUGGAGGAAACUCCACUGGCAUGGUCACCUACUCGACUGGAGGCCAUGCCUACUUCCAGUCCCAGAGCACAGGGCAGAUCCUGCUGCAGACGGCAGGCCAUCAUGGUGGGAUCACAGCGUACCAGUCGUACCCAUGGGGUAACAUGUACAGUCAACCAGCCAUCCACCAGCACGCUCAGUGCCCUUCAGCUUACCCCGCCAAUCUAGGAGGGGCUCGAGAUCAUCAGCCACCCUCCUCCACCACACUGCCUCCCCCAUCAUUCUUCUCCCGGGGAGACCACGGGCCUUUGCAUGCAAGCUCUCAGCGCUUAUCACACACCCAUACACACAGCACCACCACCACAACCACCAGCAGCACCACUGUCCUCCCUCCUGUGUCCACCCUGCGGCCUCCUUGCCUCAGAGCAGAGAUCACUCCAACCAAGGCUUCUUCCCUUCUGCCUUCUCAGGUCAGCCCUACCUCUCCAGAAAGCCCUCCAGUACCCCCUUGUGUCAAGAUUGAGUAUGACAGCCCUCGAGAGAUUCAUAGCCACUUCCACUGUGACUUCUCCCCCAUACAUUUUUGACUUAAUAUUUGUUUGUCUGAGUGUGUGUGUGUCUUUGAAGUAUCUAUGUCAGUGUGUUGUGUGUGAUCUUCUGCUUGUUCUAUUUACAUUACUAUUGGGAUGUUUUCAGUAGAGAUGUUAAUGCCAGCAUACUUGUUCUAGGUUGCAUGUGGCUUGGUUACAAUAAAUGUUCAUUGCUCUGUUAAUCCUUUA
Acanthopagrus latus (yellowfin seabream) is the source of this 2713-nucleotide messenger RNA. RefSeq lists its product as uncharacterized. The coding region runs from base 131 to 2521 and encodes 796 amino acids. Gene Ontology annotation, molecular function: RNA polymerase II cis-regulatory region sequence-specific DNA binding; DNA-binding transcription factor activity, RNA polymerase II-specific. The record is from RefSeq and is a predicted model, not a curated record. Gene Ontology annotation, biological process: regulation of transcription by RNA polymerase II. NCBI's taxonomy places the organism in Eukaryota, Metazoa, Chordata, Actinopteri, Spariformes, Sparidae. The transcript is spliced from 9 exons.